CACAAUCUCGUGUUAUCACACGCGAGUAUUAUGGAUGAAGACCAGUCAGAAGCUAUCCCACUAAAGGCACAGAAGCCGCUCUCCUACCAUAAAGCUUGCCCAGAUGACCCUCCCGCUUGCACCCAGUUUCUCAAGCUUGUAGGGGAAGACGCCGUAGGUGCAGUUAGAAAACUUCUUGAGGAAGACCCAAGCAUUGAUACCAGUGUGAAAGAUGAACUUGGAAGACCGGCAAUGGUCAUUGCCAUUGAUCAAGAUAACUACGAUAUGAUCCAGUGCCUGUGUGAGUUGACCCUUGACCCCGAGGAUGCAUUACUCCAUGCUAUUGAGACGCACAGUACUCAUGCGAUAGACACAAUGUGUGAUCACCUACCACCUGAUACCAAACUAGAGGUUCUUAAUCGAUAUCCGAAGACCCAUAGAUGGCCAGUGACGACGGUUCCACUACUUCUAGCAGCGCGACUAGAAAACAACGUCUCAAUAGUUAAGACGUUGAUCAAACACGGCGCAGUGAUACCGCCACUAGAAGAACUACGUCAGCGAGUCUCUAAAGAUAGCUAUGGGAACUUCCUGGCGUCAAUCCAUUGGUACGAGGCAAACAGCGACAACGCCUACAUCGUUAUCACUUCUACGGACCCGGUGAAAAGGAUCUUUGAAUUGGGUAAAAGUCUUGAGCAGCUUCAGAACUCCUUCCAUGUGCCACGAUCAAAACAACUAUGUGAGAACAUUGGAGCUAAGCUUUCAGCUCUGAGCGUCAGGAUGUUGAACUUGACCCGAGAUGAUAAGGAGGUCGACUUGCUCCUGAAUGGUGGAGGGAAAAACACACCUCAUCCCUCCGUGCCACUUAGAAUACAGCAAGCUAUCGAUGUGGGCUUCAAAGAAUUUGUGAGCCACCCGAGUUGCCAGGAUUACAUGGUAUCCCAAUGGCAGCUCUCGUCACCGUACCACGAUCAUCUCAACGGAGGGCCGUGGGUUAAGACCGCUCUGCUCCAUGUCUUCAUGGUGACUUUCUUCUUCAUUCCGUGUCUCGUCUACACCUUCAUCCCGAUUGACAAUGUCCGUCUUCAGAUGAAGAGACCGUUUGUUCGAUUCAUGCUGACCCUGUCGUCGAGGUUGUACUUUCUAUUCCUCCUCGUUAUCUCGACACUGGAGCCCAUGCAGUAUGCGACUGAUGUCAUCCCCCCGGAUGCUAGCGAACUGAACGGCCAAUUCACACGACUACUCAACUACAAAACCAAGAGUUGGGAUGCGUGCAUGAUUCUUAUCAUUACUUGGAUCAUAGGAAUGACUGUCGCAAAGGUGCAACAUAUAUGGACCGUUGGGAUACAGUACUACGCGACGAAACAACCCUGGAGCCUUCUUGAAGUGACUCAGCUCAUCUUGUACUGGAUAUACAUAGCACUCAAUAUCGUGGCUUACGUAAAGAAUAUGCAGGAGACUGUAACAACACCAAGCAAACUGUUAAGGGAGACCGUUCAAGAUGAAGAGAUGGUAAACACUUCAAGUCAAAUGGAACUACCAUAUCUUGAUACAGCACAGUACGGCAUGCAGAUAGGCAAUACUCGCUUCGAGUGGAACCAACACGAGCCCCUCCUCAUAGCAGAAAUCGCCUUCUCUGUCGCUAACGUCCUGACCUUCCUCCACCUUCUUCACUGCCUCCUGGUUGUGGAGUCCCUUGGACCUCUUCUCGUCUCCAUUAAAGGCAUGAUGGUAGACGUCUGUAAGUUCCUCGUCAUCUUCAUCUUUGUCUUGGUGUCGUUCGCCAUCGGGUUGACCCAGCUGUACCGGACGUUUGAGGCCCUGGAUAAGGAGUUGUGCGAGGCAUUAGAGAAGAAGGAGGAUUGUCCGGAAACUCCGUUUCUAUCAUUUUCGAAUUCGAUGUGGUCUCUCUUCUGGUCGUUAUUCAACCCGAUUGAACUCCAGAACCUGACCGUGGAUGAGGACCUGUUCUUUACUGGCCUCGUGGGGGCGUCACUCUACGCUACGUUUAUGUUGCUGUGUGUUGUUGUACUUCUCAAUGCCCUCAUAGCAAUGAUGAGUAAUACAUAUACGAGAGUUGAGGAAAACUCAGAUGUGGAAUGGAAAGUUGCCCGUACGAAGCUGAUGAGUGAAUACAUGUCAUUACGCGUGACUGUCCCUCCUCCAUUUAAUCUGAUCCCGAGUGUUAAAUCAAUCACGAGAUUCACUCGGUAUGUCCGUCGUAAAUGCAGCCAAAGUGACUCGGCUCAGGCGAACCAUGCAGGCCAGCCGCUGAGCGACACAGACGAUGAUUACAUGGAGUUAAGUCGUGAUCUUGCCGAGCGCUGUCGAAGAAAGUGCAAGAUGGAGGAAGUGACGGAGGCCCAUCAGAGCAAGAGACAACAAGACAUGGACCUUCUUAAAAAAGCUGUGGAAAAUAUGAGUCAAGAAAUGAAAGAACUACGUCAGCAAAUACAGCAAAGUUCGGCAGAGAAGAACAACGUAAAGUAACCGACUG
Messenger RNA from Asterias rubens (European starfish), 2473 nucleotides. Its product is annotated as transient receptor potential-gamma protein-like. The coding region runs from base 31 to 2466 and encodes 811 amino acids. Lineage: Eukaryota; Metazoa; Echinodermata; Asteroidea; Forcipulatida; Asteriidae. Gene Ontology annotation, cellular component: cation channel complex; membrane. The transcript is spliced from 17 exons. Gene Ontology annotation, biological process: manganese ion transport; calcium ion transmembrane transport; regulation of cytosolic calcium ion concentration. The record is from RefSeq and is a predicted model, not a curated record. Gene Ontology annotation, molecular function: store-operated calcium channel activity; inositol 1,4,5 trisphosphate binding.